CACGCGCCGGUGUGUUAGCAUCGAGCUAGCAACAGUCGGCUAACCGUAUGCGGUUUUCAAUGGGGAAACCGUACACGAAAUUAGUACUUCUCUUUCCUGAUGUUUUGAUUAAUUUUUGUUAUGUCUAACUUAAUUUUUUUUAAGUUUUCAAAGUAAAUUUUUAGAGGGAACUAGGUAGACUCGCUGAGAUUUUUAGGUGUCCCGAUGGCGACAGAUGUGGUUGCAGAGUUGGCCGCUUCAUUGGCCAAGACUGGGGUCGUGGAUGGAGAGCUGAGUUACAAAGGUCAGGGAAGGAAACUGGAUGAUGCCAAGUCAGUGGAGGAGAUUGUGAAGAACAUCCAGGACUUUGAGGGUUUAGAAGCUCUGAGGCUGGAGGGAAACACUGUUGGCGUUGAAGCUGCACAAGCCAUCGCCAAAGCUCUCGAGACCAAGAAUGAACUGAAGUGCUGUUAUUGGAGUGACAUGUUUACUGGUCGUGUGCGUUCUGAGAUUCCUCCUGCUUUGAAUUCUCUGGGCGAUGCUCUGAUGCUGGCUGGAGCCAGGCUGACCGUUCUAGACCUCAGCGAUAACGCAUUUGGACCGGAUGGUGUAAAAGGAAUUGAAAAGUUGCUUAAGAGCACCUCCUGUUACACAUUACAGGAGUUGCGCCUCAACAACUGCGGCAUGGGCAUUGGAGGUGGCAAGAUUUUGGCAGCUUCGUUGAUGCAUUGUCAUCAAAAAUCCAGUGCAGAGAAGACCCCCCUCAGCCUGAAGGUGUUUGUUGCGGGAAGAAAUCGCCUGGAGAACGAUGGAGCCGCCGCCCUCGCCCAAGCCUUCCAGUUGAUUGGCACGUUGGAGGAAGUCCACAUGCCCCAGAAUGGCAUCAAUCACCCGGGUGUGACAGCUCUGGCCUCAGCCAUGCAGCAGAACCCACAACUUCGAAUCCUCAACCUCAAUGACAACACCUUUACAGAGAAAGGAGCUCUCGCCAUGGCUCAGGCCUUGAAACAUCUCCAUAGCAUCCAGGUGAUCAACUUUGGAGACUGUCUGGUCCGACCGGCAGGCGCUAAAGCCAUCGCAGAAGCUGUAACUGAAGGGCUGCCGGCCCUGAUGGAGCUGAAUCUGUCCUUUGGUGAGAUCACAGAGGAAGCAGCUCUGGCUUUGGCCCACGCCGUUAAAGACAAGGAGCAGCUGCAGAGGCUGGAUCUCAAUGGAAACUGUCUGGGAGAGGACGGCUGUAAAGCCCUGAAAGAGGUCAUGGAAGGCAUGAAUAUGGGACAACUUCUCGGCUCGCUGAGUGAUGAUGAAGGUGACCCAGAGGAUGACGACGAUGAGGAUGAAGACGAUGAGGAUGACGAUGAUGAGGAUGAGGAUGAAGAGGAAGACAUUGACGAGGAGGAGCUAGAAGAGGAAGAGGAAGAAGAGGAGGAAGAGAAAAGCCAAGUAAACAAGAUGUCCACUCCUGUGUCUGCCCCCCGACCACCAGACGUCUCCUCCUUCCUCACUUUUCCCUCCCCUGACAAACUGCUCAAACUGGGGGCCAAGAGAGCUUUGCUGGUCCAGCAGGAGGUGGACACAACAGACGGCAGAAAAACCGCAGAAGCCUUCCUUAAGAUCGCAUCCGUGUACAAAGAGGAGAAUAAUGAUGUAAAGAGAGCAGUUUUGGACACCAUCGAUGCUCUUCUAAGUAAAGCUUUCAACGACACUUCCUUCCAAGGCUACAACUUUGUUUCAGCAUUGUUGGUGCUACUCGGCCUCAUUAAGAGUGAGGACAAAGUGAAGCCUGUGCUGGUGGUUCCCGGUCACCUCCACGCCAUAGAGCACGCAGUUCGCCAAGACUAUUUCCCCAAAGAGAGCGUGGCCGUCCUGAAGGCCUUCAUGUCCCGGAGCAGUAAGAGCUUGGAGUCAUGUGGAAGUGCUAAAAAUGUCCUCCAGUCAACACUGCAGAGAAUCGGAUCUCAAUGCUGAGGGGCAUUCUCACUCACGGACUGAUCUUUUAUCACUUCUGGACCUUUGGAAAGCAGCUCCACUUCCAUAAUGAGGCACUACUCAGGCUCUUUGGACUUGAACGCACUGUUUGAAGUGAAAUACGCUCCUACAGGACUGACAAUCACCUGCCUCUCCUUUUAAACCUCCCAGUUAGUGACAUCAAACUGAAAAAGAUCAAAAGUUAAAUUCUCCUGUGGCAUUUGUUUUUUUUCUUUGCAUUUAUUAUUGUUUUAUAUUGAAACAAAUAUAUAUCAGCUCUGAAAGAUGGUCAAAUUGUAAUAUUGAUGCAUAUUUACUGCCUUUCAUGACAAUAGUUGCUGUGUUUUGGGCUUAAUUGUGAUAAAAAAAUAAACAUUUAUUUGUUGUAUGAA
This is a messenger RNA of Oryzias latipes (Japanese medaka), 2339 nucleotides long. The record is from RefSeq and is a predicted model, not a curated record. NCBI's taxonomy places the organism in Eukaryota, Metazoa, Chordata, Actinopteri, Beloniformes, Adrianichthyidae.